Messenger RNA from Elgaria multicarinata webbii, 4551 nucleotides. It is a transcript of the gene NDST2, whose product is annotated as N-deacetylase and N-sulfotransferase 2. Gene Ontology annotation, cellular component: Golgi apparatus. Bases 458 to 3097 code for a protein of 879 amino acids. Lineage: Eukaryota; Metazoa; Chordata; Lepidosauria; Squamata; Anguidae. The record is from RefSeq and is a predicted model, not a curated record. Gene Ontology annotation, molecular function: heparan sulfate N-sulfotransferase activity; deacetylase activity. The transcript is spliced from 14 exons.
GCUGAGGCGGGCGGACAGCUCCGGCCGGACUUGGGGUUUCCUUCGCGGAGGCAGGUUGCCAACCGAGGAUGACCAUCAUGUGACUGGCAAGCCAGAUAACUGAGGCAACUCUUCAGUUUGAGGAGAGCCUCCGCUUUCCCUUCCCCUGAUAUCUGACAUUUGCUUCUGAAGCCAAGAAUUCUUUGCUGUACAUGACCCACCUCCUUCCUAGGUCUUUUCGGAGCCUGUGGAGAAGCAGAGGAAGAAACCAGCACUCAGAGGAGCAAUGGGACUUGAAGUCACUUGAGAUAAAUGGCAGAUCACUGGGAAUCUAGUCUUGUAGCUGUUUGCUUAAGCUUUAUCCCCCUCUGCAGCCCACAUUUAUUCUCAGUGAGCUGCCACUGGCUCUUCCAGUGGUGGCGUUGGAGACACCGAAGGCAGCUUGGUCGGCGCCAAGCUUGAGGAAGUCCGCCUCAUCAUGAUUCAGCUGUGGAAAGUUGUGAGGCAUGUGCGACAGUUGGAGCUCCACAGAUUGAUCCUGCUACUCAUUGCCUUCAGCCUGAUCUCCAUGUGCUUCCUGGCUUAUUAUGUCACCAACAGCCCCAAAAUCAAGGAACCACCCCCAUUGCCGUUCAGUGAUUGUAGCAACCAGCACCGGGUCCUCAUCCAGCCCCAGGCGAGCUGGAGACUUACAAAAUCAGUGGAUAACUCACGCACAGACCCUGUUGUGCUUGUCUUUGUGGAAAGCAUUUAUUCUCAAUUGGGUCAGGAGAUAGUGGCUAUCUUGGAAUCCAGCCGGUUUAAAUACAGGACAGAGAUUGCCCCUGGAAAGGGGGAUAUGCCGACUUUGACAGACAAAGACCAUGGCCGAUAUGCUCUUAUUAUCUAUGAGAACAUCCUUAAAUAUGUGAACCUGGAUACCUGGAAUAGGGACCUGUUGGACAAAUACUGUGUGGAAUAUGGAGUGGGCAUUAUUGGUUUCUUCAAGGCAAAUGAGAACAGCUUGCUUAGCGCUCAGCUCAAGGGCUUUCCCCUAUUCCUACAUUCCAACCUGGGGUUACGAGACUAUCACAUCAACCCCAGUGCCCCGCUGCUGUAUGUGACCCAGGCUAACGAAGUGGAACAAGGCCCUCUGCCUGGCGAUGACUGGACAGUGUUUCAGUCAAAUCACACGACCUACGAACCCGUGUUGAUGGCUAGCACCAAAUCAUCAGAGUCAAUCCCUCACCUGACCACCCACAGAGCUCUACAUGCUACAGUGGUGCAAGACCUUGGUCUGCAUGAUGGCAUUCAGCGGGUCCUUUUUGGUAAUAACCUCAACUUCUGGCUGCACAAGCUCAUCUUUGUUGAUGCUAUUGCUUACCUGACUGGCAAGCGUCUUUGUCUGACCCUUGAUCGCUACAUCCUUGUGGACAUCGAUGAUAUCUUUGUUGGCAAAGAGGGCACACGCAUGAAGGUGUCUGAUGUAGAGGCUCUACUGAACACUCAGAACAAGUUGAGGACUUUAGUCCCUAAUUUCACUUUCAACCUCGGAUUCUCUGGGAAAUUCUACCACACUGGUACCGAUGAGGAGGAUGAAGGGGAUGACAUGCUGCUGAAGCACAGGAAGGAGUUCUGGUGGUUUCCCCACAUGUGGAGCCAUAUGCAACCACAUCUCUUUCACAAUGUGACUGUGCUGGCCGAGCAGAUGAAACUCAACAAACAGUUUGCUUUGGAACAUGGGAUCCCCACAGACUUGGGCUAUGCAGUGGCUCCCCACCACUCAGGAGUUUAUCCUGUCCACGCACAGCUCUAUGAGGCAUGGAAGGCUGUCUGGGGCAUUCAGGUGACCAGCACAGAGGAAUAUCCUCACCUUCGGCCUGCCCGGUAUCGCCGAGGGUUCAUCCAUAAUGGGAUUAUGGUGUUGCCUCGACAGACUUGUGGUCUUUUCACUCACACCAUCUUCUACAACGAGUAUCCUGGGGGCUCCAAGGAGUUAGAUAAAAGUAUUCGUGGUGGUGAACUCUUCCUCACAGUGCUCCUAAACCCAAUCAGUAUCUUCAUGACCCACUUGUCUAAUUAUGGGAAUGACCGGCUGGGGCUCUACACUUUUGAAAGCCUCGUCAAAUUUGUGCAGUGCUGGACCAACCUCCACCUUCAGACGCUGCCUCCCAUCCAGUUGGCCAAAAAGUAUUUUGAAAUAUUUCCACAGGAGAAGAACCCUCUGUGGCAGAACCCUUGUGAUGACAAGCGGCAUAAGGACAUCUGGUCCAAAGAGAAGACAUGUGACCGGCUUCCCAAGUUUCUCAUCGUUGGUCCUCAAAAAACAGGCACCACAGCUGUGCAUUUCUUCCUGUCCCUGCACCCGGCUGUUACCAGUAACUUCCCAAGCCCAUCCACCUAUGAAGAGAUCCAGUUCUUCAAUGGACCCAACUAUCACAAAGGAAUUGACUGGUACAUGGAAUUUUUCCCCAUCCCCUCUAAUGCCAGCACAGACUUUAUGUUUGAGAAAAGUGCCAAUUAUUUUGACACUGAAGUGGUACCGAAGCGAACCGCAGCUCUUCUUCCACGGGCCAAAAUCAUUGCCAUCCUGAUCAACCCAGCUGACCGAGCGUACUCCUGGUAUCAGCACCAGCGUGCUCACAAUGACCCUGUGGCGCUCAACUAUACCUUCUACCAGAUCAUUUCUGCUGGGCCCCAAGCCCCUCAGGAACUGCACAACCUGCAGAGCCGCUGCCUGAACCCUGGAUUGUAUUCUACACAUCUGGAGAGAUGGUUGAUGUAUUUCCCCGCUGGGCAGUUUUUGAUUGUGGACGGACAGGAACUCCGACACAGUCCCACCUCCAUCAUGGAGAACAUCCAGAGGUUCCUGGGGGUUACACCACUAUUCAACUACACCCAAGCGCUCAAGUUUGAUGAAGCAAAGGGAUUUUGGUGCCAUGUGCUGGAAGGAGGGAAGACCAAGUGCCUGGGGAAAAGUAAAGGAAGGAGAUAUGCAGACAUGGAUUCCUCAUCCCGCAUGUUCCUGGCAGACUUCUACCGUGAGCACAACAUUGAACUGUCUAAGUUGCUGAACAAGGUUGGCCAGCCGCUUCCUACGUGGCUCCGAGAGGAACUGCAGAAUUCAAGCUGGAGCUGAAGCUGAGGAUGCUGCCAAACACAUCCACGUGGGGACUAUUGGGAAAAACACACGCCGCUGCCACCUCUUCUCAAAGCGGACCAGGAGGCAGCACAGGGAAUGUGCUGGCCUGAGCGUGGACCAUGCACCUUGGAGUAUUAACCAUUUGUUACAUUUGAGAAAUACCCAGAGAAUAACGUUACACAAAGUAUUGUGCAGUCAUUGGCUUUCAUCCCAAAAUUCUAGGAUCUGACAUAGGAAUGCUUGUGGGCUUUAAUUUCCCAUGCAAGAAAGCCCAGAGUAGACUCCCAUCAAGAACAAAAGCAUGCAAAUGUAUAGGCUACUAGGACAUUCCCUAUUAAUGUCCAAAAUGCUCAGGAAGCUCGGAAGUGAAUGUCUUAAUAUUGUGACUGCUCCCUUAUGUGGUUCUUAGGGUGAAGUCUCCAGAGUUGUUAGUAACUGAUGGCAAAUUGCAUUUCCCUGAUUGCAGCCUUAGUUGUUUCAGUAACUCCAUAGCAGGGGGCAUGGAAGGAGGGAGGGAUCACAGGUGAUGAGAGAGCUGGAAGUUGCAGACAUUCUCAUGUGAGAGGGAAAGCUAGGCAUUCCCAUUUGUAGCAGAUAAAAGAUGGUGAGGGAAGCCUGGUGCUAUGAAGCCUGGUGCCUCACAUGCUAUGAAGAGGCAGGAUCACUUGUCACUAAUCACAGCGGUCUUAACGGUCAGUUGAGGUGACGGGGUUCCAUAGUCUGUUGCAUGGGCUAUUCUUGUGUACUGGGACUUUUCAUGGUGCCCUCUCAUUCCUCAUUUUUAGUAGGGCAUGGAGAUUAUGGGUGAGAUGGAUACAGAGUAUGUCAGUCUAAUACCCAUUUUGCCUCAAGUUCUGCCCUGGUGAGUCGCCAGCCUGCUUUUGGGAUCUAACCCUACCCUUUCAUCGUUACAACCACUAUCUACUUGAGUGGAAGACAGCAGAAAUCCUGCCCAUCCCCUCCAAACAUGCCUUAUGUACAGUGGUCCAGCAAUUGCUCAAGGCAACAAGUGCCAGGCUCAGGGGGGUGGGGGGAGAGGGAGCAGCCAACUUUGGCAGGGUGAUUCCUUGGGGCAACUCCUGUAACUCAGUCUGUCCAUUCGAACCGGGAGAAAAGUGAAUUCAGCCAAGCGCAUACAUUGAGCCUUAGUUAUUGUGCUUUUUAAUGGUGAAUGACCAUCAUUUGUAAAUAUAUAGUAUGGGCUAUAUAAUAUUUCAUUCAAUGUGUCCCCACGCAGAGGGAAAUGUUGUAUAACCAAAAAUGGAACCAACAAACCUAAAACCCUGUGGCUGAAGAGAGAAGCAAGUGCUGUGCUUCCUGCACUGGACUCAACAUUUAAUGUCAUUCACAUUGAAUGAUAAGAAUAAAUUCUCAGCUCUUGCAGCUGAGCACACUGUCUAAAUAAAGGUUAGACGUUGCAUUUGGAGUCAAUAAAUGUGCUGCUUUAUUUC